Tupaia belangeri chinensis (Chinese tree shrew) is the source of this 2052-nucleotide messenger RNA. It is a transcript of the gene RUNDC3B, whose product is annotated as RUN domain containing 3B. The transcript has 11 exons. The record is from RefSeq and is a predicted model, not a curated record. NCBI's taxonomy places the organism in Eukaryota, Metazoa, Chordata, Mammalia, Scandentia, Tupaiidae.
CCGGCUAAGGCGCGAGUGGCGGCGGAGUUUGGUUGAUUGGGUGUGCGGGGCCGGCGGGCUCGUGCUCGCCAGCUGGCUGCCGAGGUCCCUGGGGAAGAAAGGGAGCUCCUGACGCCUGCCCGCACGCUCCGCCCGGCUGCCGGUGGCGCGCGCGAGGGCGGAGGUGGUUCGUGCGUGUGUGCGCGCGUGUGUGUGGACCUCCGGUGCUGAGCGCGAGCUGUCAGUCGUCCCCGGGUGCGAGUGCCCCGCUGUCUUCCACACCCUCCCUCCCUACGUGCUUGCGGCGCCCUCACGGUCGCUCACCGAGCGAGAGUCCCAGAAAGCAAGUGUAGGGGGCGUGCGGGGUCGCAGGAAACAAAGGGGUCGGGGGUCAGCCCGCAAUGGCCUCCCGGAGCCUGGGGGGCCUGAGCGGGAGCCGCGGCGGUGGUAGCGGCUGCAAGAAAAGCUUGAGCGCCCGCAAUGCUGCGGUGGAGAGGAGGAACCUGAUCACCGUGUGCAGGUUUUCUGUGAAGACCCUGAUUGAUCGGUCUUGCUUUGAGACAAUUGAUGAUUCUUCUCCCGAAUUUAACAAUUUUGCAGCUAUUUUGGAACAGAUUCUAAGUCAUCGGCUAAAAGGUCAAGUAACCUGGUUUGGCUAUGAAAGUCCUCGCAGCUUCUGGGACUAUAUCAGAGUGGCUUGCCGCAAAGUUUCACAGAAUUGUAUCUGCAGCAUUGAAAAUAUGGAAAAUGUCAGUUCUUCUAGAGCUAAGGGUAGAGCCUGGAUCAGAGUAGCACUCAUGGAAAAACAUUUAUCUGAAUACAUUUCUACAGCGCUGAGAGACUUCAAAACAACCAGGAGAUUUUAUGAAGAUGGGGCAAUUGUCUUGGGUGAGGAAGCAAAUAUGCUUGCUGGUAUGCUGCUUGGGCUCAAUGCCAUUGAUUUCAGCUUCUGCCUAAAGGGAGAGGGAUUGGAUGGCAACUUUCCUGCUGUGAUAGACUAUACGCCUUAUUUAAAGUUUACUCAAAGUUCUGAUAGUAUCAGCAGCGAUGAGGAGGAGCUAAGGACCUGGGGAAGCAGUGGUAGUGAAAGCAGCACUCCAGAGAAUGUUAGACCUCCUUUCGUCAUGGAUGAGAACACUUGGUUCAACAAGUGUAAGAGAGUUAAACAAAAGUACCAACUUACUCUGGAACAGAAGGGUUAUCUUGAAGAACUCUUACAACUUCGAGAGAAUCAACUGUCUGAAUCUGUCUCCCAGAAUAAAAUAUUGCUUCAAAGGAUUGAAGAUUCAGAUCUGGCCCAUAAACUAGAGAAGGAACAAUAAGAGUACAUAAUCAUGGAGCUUCAAGAUCAGCUGACUGUGCUAAAGAAUAAUGAUUUAAGAUCAAGACAAGAGUUAACUGCCCACCUCACCAACCAGUGGCCUUCCCCAGGAGCUCUGGAUGUCAAUGCUGUUGCCUUGGAUACGUUGCUUUACCGAAAACACAAUAAACAGUGGUAUGAGAAAAGCUAUCAAAGUCUUGACCAGUUAUCAGCAGAAGUUAGCCUUUCUCAGACUUCACUGGAUCCAGGCCAGUCCCAAGAAGAUGGAAAACAGGACACAUUAAUCAAUGAAGGUAAAGAAGAUACUCCUUCAUUACUUGGCCUCUGUGGGUCUCUAACAUCAGUGGCAAGUUACAAGUCUUUAACAAGCCUAAAAUCUAAUGAUUACCUUGCAAGUCCUACAGCAGAGAUGACAAGUCCAGGCCUAACUCCGUCCUGAAAAAUUUUAUGUAAAGCCAAACAUUUUUAUGUUGUAAAUGUUCAAUUUACGUAAGUUUGACUGCUGGGAAGACCUCUGAACUUUUAUACUGUUAUGGUACAUGUCUGAAAUUCUGCUGCUUAAGAGAGUUCAGUCCAGUCCAUAUAAACUGAGUGAAAAACAUAACAAUCCUGCCAUUUUUCAUUUUAAAAAAAUUCUUAUAUUUGUCAUUGAGGAAGUUUAAAAAUGAAUAGACUAAAAAACUUUCAAAGGUCCUUCAAAUUAAUACUUCAUUCCAAACUGUACAUAAUUAUUUAGCUAAUUUUUAUAUAUU